Molecule: messenger RNA, 1074 nt
Organism: Papaver somniferum (opium poppy)
Lineage: Eukaryota; Viridiplantae; Streptophyta; Magnoliopsida; Ranunculales; Papaveraceae
Product: DNA-directed RNA polymerase V subunit 7-like
Exons: 2
Coding region: 198-740 (180 amino acids)
Biological process (GO): DNA-templated transcription initiation
Molecular function (GO): single-stranded RNA binding; single-stranded DNA binding
Source: RefSeq, a predicted model, not a curated record
GCAAAACUUUACCGAUACAAACAAUGAAGUGAAAGCUGUAGUAGUGUUGGUACUGUACUGUUGGCUUAAUUUAAAGAACAGAAGAGGAGACUAGGCGUUUCCCGAGUCCCGACUUCCCCCAACUUGCUGCUGCCUGCCUGUCUCCAUUAUUAGGUUCUUCCAGGUCUCUCUCUCUCUCUCUCUUCAGGUAAACAGUCAUGUAUCUCAGGGUGGAAUUAUCGUGGAACGUAGUGGUGUCUGCUGAGCAGCUGCAUGGUGAAGGGCUGCUUCUCCAAAGAGCUAUAAUCUUGCAAUUGAUGGAGGACUUCUCAAACCGCAAAGCGAACUCGGACUACGGGUAUUUUGUGGCUCCUACUGCCUUGGAACGCAUAGGGGACGGAAAGGUCAGGCAGGAUUCUGGCGACGUUCUCUUCCCUGUUGUUUUCAAAUGUAUCUCCUUCAAACCGUUCAAGGGAGAGAUCCUGUGUGGUGUGGUGAACAAGAUCAUGAAGCAGGGGGUUUUCCUAAGCUGUGGUCCCAUUGAAAAGGUUUUUCUUGCAGCUAUCAAGAUGGGAGAUUACCAUCACUUCCCUGGUGAGAAUCCAGUGUUCCAGAAUGACAAGGACUCCAAGAUAGAGAAGGAUGUGCAGGUUCGCUUCAAGGUCCUUGGAACAAAGUGGAUUGAAACGGAUAGGGAAUUUCAGAUCUUGGGAAGCUUGGAAGGUGAUUAUCUGGGACCCAUCUACAAGGGUGAAAUCUAAUUUUGAAUGUGCUCACAUUCCCCCUCCAUGAAAGAUGUGUAUAUCUUUUCUUCUUUUUUUUUCAUUUUGUGUUUGGAGGGGCAGGUAAAAGAAUAUAGGACUACAGGUUUGGUUUAUCACUAGGACGGAUGGACAGAUGGUUAGGUCUUAAGUAAAUGGGGUAGAAAAACGUACAAUUAGGAGUCUCAGAAAGUGUCACGGUAGAUGCUAUAACAAUGCAAGUCGCAUCUUUAUAUUUUGGAAGAAAACUAUGGCGAGCGUGUAAUCUAUCUGUUAUCAUUGACUUCCAGAUUAUCACUUGUUGAGAUUGAUUAGAAGUAUGCCUGCUUUAUUU